AUGAAUGCCACCCGCAGCUCGGUGCUGCUUGCUUUCAGGCCCUUUCAACAUGGGCCUCGUCUGAAUCAAGUCGAUCAGAAAAUCCUCCUCUCCUUGUACAACUCCUCUCCACGACACUCGCGGAUACAGGCUCGAGCGAUUCAUGCUGCUGCUGCAUCGGCUGUCCGCUGCCGGAGCCCUUUCGAUUCAACAGCAUCCCGCGCGCUCUCGAGAUCGAAACUACUCCAGCUAUUCGCUCCUCGCCAAUCUGGCAUAGCUGUACAGGCCAAACAUUUCUCCAACUGUCGCAUCCUUCAAGAGUAUCCAACGCCGGUCAUCAAGGACCAAGCUCGGUCAAAAAAGAACGAUGAUGUGGAGGAAGAGGAGGCUUUCGAGAAGAGUGAGAAAGCGGCGCAGGCUUCCCACGUCAACCUCAGCGCAAGACUAUCAAAGGAAGGAUCUACGACCAAGAACUCAGGCUUUGGGGAAGUGUGGCGUCUGAUCAAGAUUGCUCGGCCAGAGGCCAAAGUCCUUGGAUGGGCGUUUCUAUUCCUACUGAUCUCUUCGACCAUUAGCAUGUCGAUUCCUUUCUCCAUUGGGAAGAUUCUGGACAUUGCCACCAAGGGAGGAGCAAAGACAGAAGGUCCUGAGGCUGAAGACAAGACUGACAUGCUGUUCGGUCUCACUUUGACCACCUUUUAUACUGCUCUCGCUGCGGUCCUUGCAGCCGGCGCGGCGGCCAACUACGGGCGAAUCAUCAUCCUUCGAAUCGUGGGAGAACGAAUUGUCGCAAGGCUUAGGUCGAAACUCUUUCGACAGACGUUUAUCCAAGAUGCGGAGUUCUUCGAUGCGAACAGAGUAGGCGAUUUGAUCUCCAGACUCGGGUCGGACACCAUCAUUGUUGGAAAAUCCAUCACACAAAAUCUUUCUGACGGAUUACGCUCCUUCGUCAGUGGGGCCGCGGGAUUUGGUCUGAUGGCCUGGGUUUCCCUCAAACUGACUGGCCUCUUGUUUCUGCUGUUCCCGCCUAUUGCGCUGGGCGCCUUCUUCUACGGGCGAUCGAUACGAAACCUCAGCCGAAAGAUUCAAAAGAAUCUUGGAACACUGACGAAGAUUGCGGAGGAGAGGCUGGGAAAUGUGCGAACCUCGCAAGCAUUCGCCGGAGAGAUCCUCGAGGUACAUCGAUAUAACACUCAAGUCCGCAAAAUCUUUGACCUUGGGAGGAAAGAGUCUUUGAUCAGCGCCACAUUCUUCUCGACGACAGGACUAAUGGGUAAUAUGACCAUACUGACACUUCUCUACGUCGGCGGCGGUAUGGUCUCGAAUGGAACUAUCUCCAUUGGCGAACUUACCUCAUUUCUCAUGUAUACAGCAUACGCGGGAUCUUCACUUUUUGGACUAUCAUCAUUCUAUUCCGAACUUAUGAAGGGCGUUGGUGCAGCAUCCCGGCUGUUUGAACUGCAGGACCGCCAACCCACCAUCUCGCCCACCAAAGGCGAAAAGGUUGUGUCAGCCCGGGGACCCAUUCGGUUUAAGAACGUCUCCUUCAGUUACCCGACAAGACCUGCCGUGAAGAUCUUCCAGGACCUUGACUUUGAGAUCCCUCAGGGCUCCAAUGUGGCCAUUGUCGGGCCGUCGGGUGGAGGGAAAAGCACCAUCGCCUCCUUACUUUUGAGAUUUUACGCACCUACUGAAGGUCAAAUCUUGAUCAAUGGAAAGGACAUUGCGACAAUGAAUGUCAAAUCUCUGCGCCGGAAGAUCGGUAUUGUAUCGCAGGAGCCGGUCCUGUUUUCUGGGACCAUCGCCGAGAACAUUGCCUAUGGCAGGCCGCACGCCACUAGAGCCGAGAUCUUGCGAGCAGCGAGACGAGCCAACUGCCAGUUCAUCAGCGAUUUCCCCGAUGGUCUCGACACGCAUGUCGGCGCACGUGGGACACAAUUGUCUGGUGGGCAAAAGCAGAGAAUUGCCAUUGCUCGAGCCCUGGUCAAGGAACCUGACAUUCUGAUAUUGGACGAAGCUACUUCCGCCCUCGAUGCCGAGUCAGAAACUCUUGUUAAUGAAGCUUUGGCGUCAUUACUGAGGGCGAGUAACACCACCAUCUCUAUCGCCCAUCGACUUUCGACGAUCAAACGAUCCGACACGGUCAUCUGCUUGAGUAGCGAUGGCCAUGUCGCGGAAAUGGGCACGUACCGAGAACUCAGCAGUCGACCGGAUGGAGCUUUUACCAAACUGAUGGAGUGGCAAAUGAGUGGCGGUGAAGCGCCUCGAAGCGAUGUCAAUGAAUUUGCUAUAGACGCAGACCGGACCGGGCCACCGACCGAGAAGGACGAGAUUGAGGCAGACUUGGAAGCGGCGGAUGAAGGCGACAACGACGACGAAAUCGAAGGUAGCAAGGCUCAAGAGGUGGUGAAAGAGGCCAUUGAACCGAAGAAGAACUGA
Molecule: messenger RNA, 2418 nt
Organism: Capronia coronata CBS 617.96
Lineage: Eukaryota; Fungi; Ascomycota; Eurotiomycetes; Chaetothyriales; Herpotrichiellaceae
Product: ABC transport system ATP-binding protein
Exons: 1
Coding region: 1-2418 (805 amino acids)
Biological process (GO): transmembrane transport
Cellular component (GO): membrane
Molecular function (GO): ATP hydrolysis activity; ATP binding; ABC-type oligopeptide transporter activity
Source: RefSeq, a predicted model, not a curated record